This is a messenger RNA of Pterocles gutturalis (yellow-throated sandgrouse), 729 nucleotides long. It is a transcript of the gene ARV1, whose product is annotated as ARV1 homolog (S. cerevisiae). The record is from RefSeq and is a predicted model, not a curated record. The transcript is spliced from 5 exons. Gene Ontology annotation, cellular component: cortical endoplasmic reticulum; Golgi apparatus. Lineage: Eukaryota; Metazoa; Chordata; Aves; Pterocliformes; Pteroclidae. The coding region runs from base 1 to 612 and encodes 203 amino acids. Gene Ontology annotation, biological process: regulation of plasma membrane sterol distribution; intracellular sterol transport; sterol metabolic process.
AUGCAGAAAUCCUGCCAGAAACCUGUGGACAAAUACAUUGAGUAUGACCCUGUUAUCAUCUUGAUUAAUGCCGUUUUAUGUAAAGCACAAGCAUACAGGCACAUUCUUUUCAAUACAAAGAUAAAUAUUCAUGGGAAGCUCUGCAUAUUUUGUUUGCUCUGUGAAGCUUAUCUCAGAUGGUUGCAACUACAGGAUUCCAGCCAAAAUACAGAUCCUGAUGACUUAAUCAGAUAUGCCAAGGAAUGGGAUUUUUAUAGAAUGUUUGGUAUAGCUUCUUUAGAACAAACUUCAUUUUUGGUGGGCAUUUUUAUUACCUUCUGGUGGAUGAGACCUGAGAUGCUGAAGACAAAGUCUGACUUCAUUUUACUUCUCAAAGCACUGCUGCUCUCCAGCUAUGGAAAGCUUUUGCUAAUUCCAGCUGUUAUUUGGGAACAUGACUACACGCCUUUAUGCCUUGCUUUUAUAAAAGUGUUUGUCUUGAUCUCAAACUCUCAGGCAAUUAGAGUUACAUUGAACUUGAACCGAAUGCUCCCUUGGUUGGCCAUCUUCUUUGGAUUAAUUUUGGAAAAUGGUGUGGUCUGCUUGUUCCAGAAAAUGGGAUGGGAUGUUUGAAACGUCAGCCUGGAUCUGAAGAAAUACUAACAUCAUGAUGAUAAUUUUCUAGGAAUGAUCUCUGCCAGCAGGCUGCAAAGACACUAUUUUCAUAGUGAUAGAGAAGGUGAUAGAUAA